Manihot esculenta (cassava) is the source of this 2161-nucleotide messenger RNA. RefSeq lists its product as uncharacterized. The transcript is spliced from 2 exons. NCBI's taxonomy places the organism in Eukaryota, Viridiplantae, Streptophyta, Magnoliopsida, Malpighiales, Euphorbiaceae. The coding region runs from base 212 to 1612 and encodes 466 amino acids. The record is from RefSeq and is a predicted model, not a curated record. Gene Ontology annotation, biological process: cell-cell adhesion. Gene Ontology annotation, molecular function: protein binding.
ACCAUAUGUACGCCACCUUCGUUCCAUUAUAGGGACUAGGAUCAGUCGUAGUCCACGCCUCCUUCCCUUUCUUUCAUUUUCUCCUCUUUCUUUCUUUACAAGAAAAGUAGGCCAAAAAAAAAAGAAAAUCUCCAGAACCCACGCCUGCUUAAUCCCAUAUAUGAUCGAAGAAAGAAAAGAGCACAGGGAAACUUGAUUUCUGGAAAGAAGAAUGCUUGAAUGGGAACGUCUUCUGCUGGUGGUGUUGUCUGUUAUUGCCAUAGCCAUAAUUCUCAUUGUGUUGAUCAGGCGAUGUUCUAGUUGCAGACAAGGUAAAGGCGUUGUUGAAACGACGAUUACUAGGACAGAGAGCUUGCAAGACGGGAUUACAAAGCUUCAUCAAGGGAUUCUUCACCAUCAGCUUGAAUUAGACUGCAAAAGAAAAGGAAAUUAUUAUGUCUUCCAACGUGGAGUUUCAACAAGACCUUUGUUCAACUGGAUUGAUCAUCCGUCGCUUAUUACAGACGCAGUUGAAAAUGGAUGGUAUAGAUUUGGCUUCACAGGUCAUAUGUCGUCUCCAUCAACGAGAUCAUCCCUCUUGGGUUUCUGUGCGGUUGGCGAUAAUGGAAGGAUAGGGGAGCCGGAGAUAAGCUGGGAAGUGUGUCAAGGAUCAGCUGAUUUCAUGCAGAAGAUAAGAUUAAAUUCUGGGUUAAAGAAGGUUAAUGCAAGUAAUUCUUCUAUGUCUGCUUCUUCUGUAAUUAGAACCGAUUUGCCUUUACCAGGGCCUCCCUUGGGGAAUUCAGCUUUUCCACAAGAAGCCUACUUUGAGAUCACAAUUUUGUAUUCUCAAGGUGAGGAUCAUGACGAGUCCAUCAACAAAGAUAAGGAAGGCGAGAAGAUUAAACUUAUCCAAGAAAAUUCUAACCAGAAACUGAAUUCAGAAUCUUUAGUACAUGUUAGCAGCAGCCAUCAAUUCAACAAGAUUGAAGAACUGAAGCUCGCUGGUAAAGAUGAUAAAAAGGAAGAAGCAAUUAUGUUAUCUGUAGGGCUCAGUACUGGAGGUUCUCUUCCUCUGAAACUUCCUGGAAGCUAUCCAGGUUCCAUAGGAUUCAACUCCAAUGGUUCAGUCUACCUCGAAGGAACAAAAUUGGUCUUUGAAUCGGACAGAGGAGAAUGGACAAGAAGAGACAAAGUAAUUGGCUGUGGAUUCGAUCCAAGGCAAAAGAAAGUAUUUUUCACAUUAGAUGCAGAGCUGGUACAUGUAAUUCAUUGCAAGUCGGAGGAAUUUGGGACACCAUUAUACCCAACAAUAGCAGCCAACAAUGAGAUAUUAGUUCUAGUGAAUUUUGGACAAAGCGCUUUCAGUUAUGCGGCGGCGAAUGCUCAACGAACACCUAAUCCUUGCUUCAUUGGCCCUCUUGUAAAUUCCCCUGCUUUGGGCUAUGAAGAUAGCAAAGAACUCUUCUCAAUGGGAAGAAUAGAUUCUCAAUGGCUUAACAGAUGUACAGCUAGAGCUACCCACAGCAGCAAUGGUUCUAAUAACCGGGUAGUUGAUUUUGAUGAAGAAUCUGAUGCUGAUUUGUUUGAGAUUGUCUUGGAUGGUUCUGGAAUUGGAAGAUCUCCAAACAGGUAGCUACAGGAAACAAGCAUCGCCAACAAUAUUCUGCGUCGGUGUUUACUGUUUCUGUUUUGUGUGGCCCGAGCGAGUGGCUUGGAUUUGUCUUCUUCUGUAGUUAACAUCAGAGAAAAUACGACAGAAUAUAAAUAAACAGGUAUUGUGCAGGACCAUUCUUUACUGAGUUUUCUCAUUUGGGGCUAUUACAUAUAAGGAAUCAAAUCAACGGUACAGGUUUAGAAUAUCAGUAGCAAUUUGUAUCAAGUUAAAUUUCCUUAAAUUUAAAGAAAAAUUACUAUUUAAUCUUUAUAGAAAAAUUUAAUCAAUACAAAGACGAUUAGAAGCAAAUAAUAGCGAAGGUCUAACUAAAACUCCCUUGCUUGGAGCCAUUUGUGUGUCUGGUCACAGGUUGGUGGGGUAUGGCAUGGCAGCUUGUAGGGUAGGAGCAUCAGGUUUUUGUUUCUAGUAGCUAUUAUUUGAGAACAAAAUAAUUUGUGGGGUAUAUCUUUUAUUGCAAGAAUGUUUAACUGAUAAAUAUAUUUUUUUCUUUUUUCAAAUUGAUAUUAU